Messenger RNA from Copidosoma floridanum, 9665 nucleotides. RefSeq lists its product as uncharacterized. Lineage: Eukaryota; Metazoa; Arthropoda; Insecta; Hymenoptera; Encyrtidae. The record is from RefSeq and is a predicted model, not a curated record.
UUAACUGUGACAUGCAUACGCAUCCAUACCUAUUGUUGUAACUCAACAUACACACUUGCAUACAUGUAUAUUAACUUUACAGAUAGUGAAUCAGAUCAGAACUCUUAUCGUUAAUUGUACUACUUCAUCUGUGUUCCCAGUGUUCCUGAGUGAAUAAUCAGCCAAAGUGUAUCAUCAAUUUUACUUACUCUAGAUAACGGGAAAGCUCCAUAUAACGUAAGGGUAUACGCUAUAGUAUUUGUGGAUAGCCGGUGAAUUAAAAGUGAUAUAAGUAUAUUAAAUAAUAAAAACGCCGUUGACGCUGGCGGCCACAAGAGCAGCAGCAGAGAGUUCGGCGACGUGGAAGAAUAUGUCUGCUGACGUGUUGUCCUCGUGACAGCUGCCGUCCUGCACCAGCUUGACCAGUUGUAAAAUACUUAUGAUCGGUAUCGAGACCACCAGUUAGCAAUGUGGGGUAGUUCGGAGGAACCACCAGGGACAAUGGAGGCAGGCCCUCCUCCUCCUCUUCCCGAGUCUGUGACCAAUUUAAAAGAAACAUGUGAACAGAGUAAAAACCAAUUAGAAUCUGUGAAAGACAUAAUGCUCAAAAACAAGCAGAGCUUAAAGAAGAAAGAAGAGGAAUUACAGGAGUAUGCAAAAAAAUUAUCUAAAUUUAAAACCAGAGCCAAAAGAUCUCAUCGCUUGACCAGAGAUGAUACCACAUCUUCCAGUGAAAGUACUUCAAAGUCCAAGUCUGAUACAACCACACCCGAUUUAACUCAGGACGUGGUUGAUGACAUCAGCCAAGCAAAAACUCCAAUAGCCAAGUCUUCGUUGUUGCAAAAAAAAUUAGCUGAAGAUAGAAAAAUAUUUGAACAGAGAAGCAAAGAAUUAACUGAGAGUAAGAGGGCUGCGGAAGAGAAAGUUGAAGCUCUAAGGCAGCAAUUUGAAGAGACAUACAUUACUCCUGUGUCAAUUGUCACCCCUGUACUUGUAACGUCACAGACUGCUCAUCCGGUGAUCGAGUUAAGUUCUGUUCAAGACAAAGAUAAAAAAAUUACCGAGUUGAGCAAUAAGUUAUUUGAAAUGGAAGCAGCCGUCAUCGACCUUCAAGAAAAUUUGAAAGAAAAAGAUUCAGUUAUAGACUCCAAAACAAAAGCCAUCACGUUGAUGUCUGCAGAUUUGUCUAAAAGAGGAAAAGUGACAUUGGAUACCUUGGAAGAUACGAAAGACGAAAUGAGAUCAAUGCAAGAAAAUUUCGUACUGGUAGAGGAAUCGUUACGCAGUAAAAACGACAAUCUAUUGAAGCAGCUAGAAGAAAAAACUAGUCAAAUAUCAGCUUUGGAAGAAAAUGUUCAAAGUUUAACAGGGCGAUUGGAAGCCCAAAUGCAAGCAGAAAUAGUUAGUGUCGAUUUUUCACGUUCGACCAUGGAUACGUUAGCUGAUACUAAAGAUGCCAUGAAAUCAAUGCAAGAAAAUUUCGUUUUGAUGGAAACAUCACUCAAAGAUAAGAACGAAAAUUUAUUAAAGCAACUGGAAGAGCGUGAAAUAAAAUUAGCUGAAGCUGAAGCAAAAAUCUUGCAUCUGGAGUCUGGUCUUGGUAUCGAAAAGCAACCAGAGGUCGAAGAUUUGAUGUACAAAAUCGAAAAACUAGAACGAGAAAACCGCAAUUUGCAAGAUGAAAAAUAUAAAUUACAAAAGAGCAUUUCUGAAUUGCAAAAUCAGAUCGUCGUUAGUGAGCCUACAAAUAAUGAUGCCCUAAUAGCCGAAAAGGACAGUAAAAUAGUAGAACUAGAAAGUCUCCUUGAAGAGUUAAAGAAAUCUCAUCAAGGUCAAGAGGAGCAGUACAAAACUGAGCUGCAGAAACAAAUUGAUGAGCUGAAUGCUAUAAAUGUAAAUUUGUCUGAUAGAAUUAUCGAAUUGGAGAAGAAAGUUGAUGAAUUGGAAACCGAAAAGGGCGAACUAUCUACAAAACUUAGUAUCAUUGAGAGCGAAGCUCCUAAGGAAGACGACCGUGUUCUGAAACUGACGAAAGAAUUGGAUGAAUUAAAUAAAAGCAUGAUCAAACUGAAAGCUCAGCACAAAAAUAAAUUGAAGACCUUGCAAAAACAACUAAAGAGCUUUGAGAAGGUGUCCGACUCGAAUGCCGAACUGGUUAAGUUAGCAAACCAGAUCACCUUGCUGGAAGAAGAGAAAGGUAACCUUCAGCUGAGUCUGGUAGACUUUGAUGAGCUUAAAGUAUCGGCGGGUGAGUGGCAAGAACGCAUCCCCGACCUUGAAGGUAAGGUCUCAGCUCAAGCUAAAGAGAUCGAGUCGCAUAUCGAAGCCAUCGCCAUCCUGGAAAACCAAAAACUGGAUCUCAUGCAAGAACUCCACGCGGUCAAACAAGAGGUAUCGAGUCUGGAGGCCGAGAAUGCCGAGUCCGAGAGUUUGCGGGUCACCGCGGAAAUAAAGGUCGUCGAUCUGGAGGAGCAGCUGGAAACCCUGCAGAAGCAGAGCUCCGAGGAUGCCGAUCGCGCCGAGCAGCAGCGGCAACUCGAGAGUCUGAGGGAAGAGAACGAGCGCCUCUCCCAGAAGGUCCUCAAGCUCGAAGAGCUCAAAGCUUCGUCGGACGUCGGCUCGACCGAGUCUUUCGUCAAGACCGGCUCCAACGUCGACUCGACCGAGUCGUUCGAGGCUCUGAACGCCGAUGCCGAUCGCGCCGAACUCUUGCGCAAAAUCGAUACUCUGACCCGGGAGAACGGAGUACUGCUCGAGAAGCUGACGCGUUUCGAGGAGAAGGGCUCCUCGGACACCGGCUCCACCGAGUCGUUCGAGCGCAUACCCGAGCAAGGCGAAGCGAGCUCGCGCCUCGACAAUUUGACGCGCGAGAACUACGAGCUCGCCAUGAAAGUUACCAAGCUCGAGGAGACGCUAGCCGGUCUCAAAGAGUCCGAGGUGCCGCAGUUGGAGCAAGAGGCGAAAGCGCGCGAGGUGAGAUCGGUAGAUGCUCCGGGGGUUGAGGGCCAGGAGGCUGGAAUGGGUUCGACGACAGUGGUAGAGGAGGGCGCCAACGUGGAGGAGCUUUUGGCGAAAAUCUGCCGCUUAACGGCGCUCAACGAGAAUUUGACGAGCAGCUUGCAGGAGCUCGAGAAAGAAAAGUCCGAGCUCGUCUCCAAGUUGAUGGAAAAACCACUCGAGGAAGAGGAAGUCAAGAAAGUGCGAGAUGAACCAACUCCGGCAACCAAAGAAGAAAAACUUGGUGUCGAGAAAGAUACCGUCGCUCAAGAAUUGCACGAAGAGGAGCCUAUAAUUCCCGAAUCAACAUCCGCCGUGGAAAGCUCUCUGCUGGUAGAUGAUGAAAAGUCAGGCGGUGCCGUCGACCAAUCCGUCGAGGGUACGAAACCGAGCGAGUCGGAGCUCGCGGCAGUGGCCACGCUUGAGGCUGAGAUCGCACGGUGCAACGCCGUAAUCCACGAACAAAAGGACGCGAUCGAGGAUCUGCGGUCGAAAUUGGCCGACAAGGAGGUAGAGCUCGAACGCAAGUCCGCGCAAAUAGCCAGCGACAGCGAGACUUGCGAUCUGGACGUGACUUCGUUGCGCCGCGAGUUGGAAGACAGCGCGAGCUCGAUCGUCGAGUGGAAGGCGAGGUGCUCAGAGACCGAGGCCAAGCUGGAAUCCCUGGAGCACAGCAAGCAGGAGAUCGCCGAAGGUUUGCAGGCACUGCAGGAAGACAAAAACAAUCUGCUCGAAGAGUCCGCGCGCAAGGACGCCCUCGUGAAUUCUUUGAAAGAGGAACUGGACAGCACGAUAGCGAGUUUCGAGGAGAAAUUGAAGGUGCAGACCGACGUCCUUGAAUCGCAAGAGGAACUUGUUCAUAACCUGAGAAAGAGCAUCGAGACUAAGGAUCAGGAGCUGCAGGCCAAGUACGCGCAGUUGCAGAGUGACCUGAUCAAAAUGGACGAGCUUCAGGAGGAGAUGGGCAAGCUGUCGGGAAAACUCCAGCAACGAGAUACGACUGUAGCGUCGAUGACCGAGGAAUUGGAGGCCUUGAGAACGAAUUCUACCCUAGUGGAAGAGGACUUGUUCGUGGCGAGACAUCAGUUGUUCGAUUUACAAAAGAAACUAGAAAAUACCAAAUCUGCAGAAGAGUACGAGCAGCUGGCUGAGAAUUUAAACAGCAAGCAGCUCCUCGUCGACGAGCUUGAAGGUAAAAUUGCCCAGAGAGUCGCUGAAAUCGAUGCGUUGAAGGGCCAAGCCAAGGCACUUAGUGCUGAAAACGAUAAACUUCGCGAGCAGCUCCAGGAAGAGGAGAGCAAAGCAGCGGAUCUCUUGGAGAGCAACAGAGGUCAGGAACAGGCGCUUCAAAAUGCCGAAAGAACGAGAGCCGAUCUGGAGAACCGCUUCUUGGAGCUGCAGUCACUGCACGAGGAGCAGGAAUGGCAAUUCAGGAGCAACAGUAAUGAGUUGCGAGAUGCUUACAAGCUGAUGGAACAGUUGAAGAUCAAACACACCGAGGACAUCAACAUGUUGAACCGCCGACUCGAGGAUUCCCUGGAGGACAUCCAGCUUAAGGCUCAGGAAAUCGCUGGUUUGCAGAGUGAGCUGAAUCAGAAGAACAGUUUGGUGGCUGCCAGCGUAUCGGAAGAGGUAAAGUCGGGCUUGGAGUCUCAAGUGACCGAUUUGGAAAAGAGAUUGGCAGAGGCUGAAGAAAAGUCGCAGACUCAAUUGGAGAAGAUGAAGAAAUAUGCAGCCGUUGCGAAGAAGAAGACUGCUCAAGUUGAGGAACUGGAAAGUAAGAUUCGCGAGCUAGAGGAGAAGUUGACGUUGGAGAAGAGCGAGAAGGACGUCAAGAACAGCGAGCUGCAGCAAUCUCUAACUCAGAUCCAAGAGAAGGACAAUAGAAUCGUGGCAAUGGAAGAGGAGCUCGAACGCGCGCAGACAGAGAGAGCCGAGGCUGUUCGUGACGUGGAAGCAACCAUGUCGGAACUCACCGAAACUGGACAAAAAUUGAGCGCUCUUCAGGAGGAGCUGCAGCAGUUGAACGAGGUGAAGGAACGCGCGCGCGAGUUGGGCGUGCGCAUGGAGGUCAUGGAAAAGGAAUACAUGGAGCAGCUUACCCAGAUAAAUUCUCUGACGACCGAGAACAGACUGUUGUUGUCGAAACAGACCCAAAUCAACGAGCGCCUGGAGAACGUCGAGAAAGAAUCGGAAGAGCGUCGCGCCCAGCUAGAAAAACUCGAGAAGGAGAAGGAGAUCGAGGAAACUCGCAAGACUGAGGCUCAGGAGAUUUGCACGCAGUGUGCCUCGCGCGUGCAAGCUCUCGAGGCUAAACUGCAGGAACGUGACGCGGAGAUCGAAAAUCUUGACAACGAACUGCACAACUCGAUCGGUAAUCUCGUGCAGAUGCAGGAGAACUUGCGACUGAGUACCAUUCCGGACAACUCGUUGCAGGAGUCCUACAACGAGCUCAUGGCGCAGUUUAACUCGCUGACAGCUGCAAACGAGGAGACGAGGACGAAGUACGAGGCGGCGCUGAGGGAAAAUUACGAGCUAUCUCAACGAGUGUCCCAUCUGCAGGAGCUCAACACGACAAUGCAGACUAAACUCGAGGAAGUUGAAAGAGAGCUUGCAAAGGACAAAGAAACUGCAGCAGCUUUCGAGAGCAAGCACAGUCAGUACAUUGAUCUACUGGAGCGGUUCGAGAAGCAGAAAGCAGAGCUCGAGACGUCCCAAUCUGACCUUCAUCAAGCACUCGCGACCAGCGAAGCUAGCCAGCGUGAAUUACAGGGCAGGAUCGAACAGCUAGAGGGAGACAAGCAGAACCUUAUUCGAGAUUACGAACAGCUGAAACAAGAAAAGUUGAAUCUCCUGCAGGAAGUCGAACAGCUUAAGAGUACUCAACAGAACGUCGUCGUGGAUGAGGGCUGGGGAUUAGAUGCCACCUCGUCCGUGUUUGAUGUCGAAGCUCUAUCACAGCAGCAGCAGGCAGCCAACGAAACCGACCAACGGCAAAAGAGAGACGUCGAGGAGUCGCUCAACGAGAUACCUCCUCUGUUCGACGCUUCGGUAUUUGGCGCUCCCCCAGCUCAACCUGCCAGCGCUGAACAAGAGCUCGAGAUCGGAAGACUGAGGGAUGAGGUGAGUGCACUGAACAGACAAAUAGAAGAGAGAAAGCUCGAGGCGGAGUCAGCGCAAGUGCAUCUGAACAGCGAGAUCCAGCAGGCGAGAGAAACCAUCGAGUCGUUGACCGUGGAGCUACGCAAUCUCAAUGCAGCACGCGCAGAUCUGGAAAGUGCUCUCUUGGUCAAGGACGCGGAGGUGUCGGCAUUGCACAACGAGAUAAAGGCAGCCAAUGACGCACUGGCAGCGGCAAAGGUAGAUUACGAGAAGCUGUCCGAAGAACUGGAACACAAGAACGCGUGGAUCAUCUCAGCGACGAACGAGAGGGAGGGCUACCUGGGUCAACUGGAACAUUUGAACCUCGAAAAACAGGAGGCCGAGCGCGUCGUCGGUAACUUGCUGUUCGGCACCCCGGGUCUGGACGAGUCGUCGUCGCUUGUGCAAAAACUCCAGAGCUUUGAGAUCAAGCAUGGAGAACUUUUGUCGGAAUUGGAAGCGGCUAAGAAUGAGAAUCAAGAAUUGUUGGCGGCUCAGGAGGUGCACAGGGUCAAAAUCGUUCAGUUGGAGAUGGAAGCCAAGACGAGCGGCGAUAGCGCGGUGAUCGCCGAGCUCGAAAGUAGAGUCGCUCAAGUUGUCAGAGAGAGGGAAAUCCUGCAGUUGCAAGUGAACGACGUAGCUCGCGCCUACGAGGAUCUGAAGGAGAGCACCGCAGCUCUGAAUAACGUCCAGAGCCAGCUUGAGGCUGCGAAUCAAGAGAAGGACCAACUGUUACGCGAGAUUGAAGUUCUCCGUGCUAGCCAGGAGAUCAAAGUGGAGAAGAGAGAAGCGCAGCAGGUCAAAUCGGCUCCCGCUCCGACGUCCGAGUCGAUGUGGGAGGAUGACGAAGACCCGUGGGGAUUCAACGACAAGUCGGUCGAGCCCGAGCAGCACGUUUACAUUCCCGUGGUUCCGAGCACGGAGAUUCAGCUGAGGCUGAAGGUUGACGAGCUCGAGGAGAAGCUUAAGGAGUUAACGGACGAGAACGCCAAGCUUAUCGAGGAGGGCAAGACCGCGCAAGUGAAGAACGUCAAGUACGUGAAGAAGCUGAAGGAGUACAAAGUGCAGUUUGACAGUUUGCAGCGCGAGCUCAAGUCGCAGCGGUCGAUAGGCGGCUUAGGUGACCUAGAUUCCGCGAUCGAGGAAGAGUUCAGGGCCCAGAUUGCGAGUCUCGAAAAAGUCUUGGUCGAGACCAGAGAAGAGAACAAGAAGCUCGUCGUGGAGAAGGCCCAGCUGCAGACAAAGACGCAACAGCUGGCAGACACUCUGAACGAGAAGAAGUUGCGGCUGGACGAGCUGAGCAUGGAAAUUGCUGUCAAGGACAACGAGCUUUCGAAACAAAGAUCGGAACUUGAGGAGCUACGAGGCGUGGGGGACAAAGUUAAAGGACUUGAGCUGUCGAUCGAAGCCUACGUGAUGGAGGUGCAAGAGAAGAACGAGAAAAUCAACGAGCAGCAAGCCAAACUGAACGACCUCGAGGCCACUCUCAACGAUAGAGAGCAGCAGGAAAUCGACCAGUUGCGAUUCGAUCUGCAGAGCAAGAUGAGCGAGCUCGAGGAGGUCAAGGGUAAGCUGGAAGCGCUAACACAAGAGCAGAGCGCCAGCACGCCGAAAGAAGUUGUCAGCGUGCAAGAGACCGCGGUGCAUGAAGAUGACGUGCCCGUGUUUACGUUUGGAAGUGAUACCGACGAUGAUCGGGAGCUGAAAAAGCUCAAGGCUGAGCUGAAAGCGAAAAACGACGAGAUCGAGCACCUAUUGUAUUCGCUUAACGAAGCUAAGACGACGCGCAUGAUUCAGGAGUUGCAGGAUAACGUGAACGCGCUGUACAACGAGAAAUCUUACUUGGAGGAGCAGAUAAUCAUCAAGAACCAGGAGAUUCACGCCCUCAAGACGCAGCUGGACGGUCGGCCGGCACAGCAACAGCAACAGCACGAAAGAAGAAAGCGAUCGUUAGGGGAACAGGAAGAACUUAUGAGACUACAGAAUGAGCUGCACUCAAGAGACCAGCAGAUCAACGACCUGAGGUAUUUGCUUGCAGAGAAAGAAGCUCAGCUGAAGGAAACCCUGCCAGUAGCUGAGGAAGCAAAGUACAAAAUGUACGAGAACUUCCAGGAAAUCGAAAGUUACAAGUUGACCGUAGAUGAGCUGCAGGCCGAGGUCGCGAGUCUACGUGGUCUGGAAAGAUUGGCUGCUGAAGAUAAGGCGACGAUCGAGAGAUUAAACUCUGAGAAGGAGACGGUUCGGAUGGAGGCUCAGCAGGACCUCGAACGAAUACUAUUGGAAAAGAAAGACGAAAUAGCAAGUAUAAAGAAGCAACUGGAGGAAGAGAACCAACGUUUGAUGAGUAACCUCGGUUUGCGCGAGCGGGACGUGGAAAAUCUGAAACAGCAGCUGCUGGAGUUGGCACAGUCGAAGGACAGCCACAUUGAACAACAGCUGGCCAUGAUGCACAACGAGUUGGAUCAGUGCAAUCGAGAUAAGAAAAAUUUAGAGCAGCGGUUGCUGGAGGUCGUGGAGUACAAGGACAACCAGGUCGAACACGAACGAGCAAGGCUGCAAAAGGAUAUCUGGGAGCAGGAUCAAAAAAUUGUCGAGUUGAAUGCCACAAAAGAGGCGGACAUUAACAAUAUGCUGGUGCAGCUGAGCGAAAAGAACGCUAAAAUAGAAGAGCUCGUUGCUUGGAGUGGAGAUCAAGAGAAUCAGCUCGCAGCCUUGAAGAAGCUCUUGGAGAUGAGGGAACAACAGAUCAAUGGACUUAUGCAGCAAUUGGAGGAGAAGAGCAGAGAGUACGAGCUCAUUCACAACGCGCUGCAGCGACACGUGUCUAAACCCGAACAAUCUGCAGAAGUGCAACAUCUGCAAAGUGAAUCCGUACCAGUCGAAACGGACCGAGAGCUGGAUCUUGCGCUGUACAUGUUGCAUCAGAGGGACGUGCGAUGUGAGGAACUAGCGCUCGAGCUGACGCAGUUGGUUGACGAACGAGAUACCCUACAGCUGAGAUUGUCGAAUGCGCUCAGGGUGAACGAGGAGCUGAAAAAGUAUGCGGAUACGAGUCCGCCGAAAGAUCCGUCACAGUCGUCGAGUGCUAGUAAAGUCGAGGCCGAGCCCCUCGUUGAAAAUCCCUCGCCUUCUAAAUCCAAAGGCCCGGUCGAAAUAGCCAAGGAGGCCAUUGACUCGCCCAUUGGCGAGGACAAGAAGGCUCUUGCUCAGAAGCUAUCGCAGUUGAAAAGUAUAGAUCACGGGAGAGACGUACGAUUGAAGGACGAUCGGGAGCAGAGGCACUCGCAGCAAAUGAUGUUGAUGGCUCACAAGGAUGUGCUGAGUAAACUGCCGCCCGAAGCUGCGGCUAGACUGGUCAAUGCCAACUACACGCUCUCGCGAGACGUUCAGAGUCAAUCGAGCGUUCUAAUGAACUGGCUGUGGGGGAAGAGCACGCCGAAGGUAAUGCACAUGUGAUAGAGGAAAAAACGCCAGAUAGAAAAUCAGAAAAAGAGCAACCAAGGGAGUCGAAAGAGCCAAUGGAGGUGGAAAAAGAGGAAGAGGUGGAG